AUGAGUGACGACCCGUAUGACUUUGAGAUCGCAAUACCUGCAGCCUCUAAUAAUGCCAAAUCGACAAGCAAGCACCCUAGCACCACCGACAGCGGCGACGAUGCAAGUGAUGUCAGUGGCAGUCUAAGUAACAUGAGCGGUAUCAGCAGUGACAACGACGACAACGAUAGCGAUCGCAGCAUACGCCAACGAACUGAGUCAAAUUUGAAGCAGCCAGCAAUGAGUACCAGCGAUUUCAGAACUCCGACUCCUUCGUCUGGAAGUGCGCUGGAUAGAGCCAAAAACUUCCUGUCGAAGUAUUCAAGUGUAGCCGUGGGCGAUUCUAAUGGAACCAACACUCGAACCAGCUCAAGCAGGCGACACAUAAGUCUAGACUCGGAUGACGAUGAUGAUUCCAUCGUGGAAUCGUCUGGUGGUGACACAGAACUCAUCAGCGAUAAGAACGCAGGCCCCUCAAGUGCUAUGGCUAGCUCCAAAAUCCAAGACAGCGAAGCAUUUCAAACUUCCGAAUUCAUCCCUAAACGUGGCGAAACAGGGCCCAAGCAUGUCGACGCGCUUCAAGAUGUCGAUCAAGGUGGAAGUAGCCAGAGCAGUGAUUCUGCUCCUUUCUCAAGCGCAGCUCACGUGCCACCAACAAAACAUAUAGCACCAACUUCACAGCUUGAUGAAAGCAGGAGUGAACUUGAAGACAACAUCGAAUCUUUUCACAGCGGUGCAUCAGAGGAGCGAUCAGGAAUUCUUCCUGUCACUACGACGCCAUCGACAAUGCAACCGAGAUCAGUGUACCACGAGGAGAGCACUGACGAUUACAACGAGUCAUUUCAGGAGGAGAGUCUUAGCCAAAGUAGAGUCGCUGACAACUACCUUCACGGUAUUCAGCGAAGCCAAGUCACACCAACGUUUAUAUCGCCGAAAUCAGGCCAAUCGAUUGUGUCCGAGAGUGAAGUUUAUGAGGAAGAUGCAUUCGAGGAAGAUUCAACGGUGGCAACAACAGUCGCCAGUGUGGUGACACCCCACCUAGUGGCUAACACCAUCGCCGAGAAAACGUUUGACUACUCAAUGGACUUCUCUGACGAUGAAAUCGGUGGACACGCGCCGCUCCAAAUACAGACACCCCAGUCAGUAAUGAGUGAUCGGGACCAACGAGACCCAACGCCUGAAAGCUCCGAAUCGAGACCGUUAUCUGAUAACGAAGAGCAGAGUGAAUUUCUCCAAUCGGAUAGUUUUCAUGAAGUUGGGCGUGAAGACAAUGGAAAUGGUAUCGUCGAUCCUAAAGAUCAACUAACUGUAGAACAACCUGUGGGCGCUAUCAGUGAGGGAUCAGCAUCAAUAACAGAACAGAUACCAGAGGGCAACUUAUACCAAAACGAGCCCACCUGUCCGACAGACGAUAGUAUUGUCGGCAAGGAGAAUGAUAAACAAGUACCAAGCGACAAUGUCGUUAGCAUACCUCAAAUUACAGUGGCGUCGAUACAAAAAGUCAAGUCUCCGGAAGCGAGAUAUCCAGCGGACGACUUGACUGUAGCUCGACGAGCGCGCGUAACUAUCAUCAGAGCCAUUGAUCUGAAUGAAGAACAGUGUGUGGAGAUGAAGGACGCUUGCACCCAAUUUACUGGGAACCAUGCAGCAAUUCAAGCAGAUCUGAUUCCCGAUGGUAUGCACAACUUGUUCGUUUCGACGCCGUCUGCGCCUGCUACAACGCCAUCACAUAGUCUUGGUCACGAAAACGAAGUGCCUCCGCGUGAUACAGAGCCUGUUCCUCGCCAAAAUGAGAAACAACCGCCGCCACCUCCUUCCAUAUCACAGCAGCUUGGAUCCACAAUGUACAGUCUGGACGCGCUUAAAUUGCCAAUUACGACUUCCACGUCCAUAUACAAGCAACAGCUACUUGCGCUACAGGAACAAAUUAUGCAGAAGAAGUGUGAGACUGAGCGGAUUGUUCGCGACAGGAUGACUUUCCAGUAUUCAUCACUGCGAGGCACGGAACGAUUUUUCGCAGCUCGACGAACUCAAAAGCUGGAGCUAUGGGAAGCUCUUAUGCGGGUGGACCCAACGCUCGACGAACGGAAGGCUCGUGAAGUAGCCCGCCUUGCUCAAAGUGCAACGACUAAUCAAGGCUUGCGGUGA
Phytophthora nicotianae INRA-310 is the source of this 2127-nucleotide messenger RNA. RefSeq lists its product as hypothetical. The record is from RefSeq and is a predicted model, not a curated record. Bases 1 to 2127 code for a protein of 708 amino acids. The transcript is spliced from 3 exons. Lineage: Eukaryota; Oomycota; Peronosporomycetes; Peronosporales; Peronosporaceae.